Messenger RNA from Scomber scombrus (Atlantic mackerel), 2694 nucleotides. RefSeq names its product lecithin retinol acyltransferase a (gene lrata). The record is from RefSeq and is a predicted model, not a curated record. Gene Ontology annotation, molecular function: phosphatidylcholine-retinol O-acyltransferase activity. Gene Ontology annotation, biological process: retinol metabolic process. The coding region runs from base 1597 to 2283 and encodes 228 amino acids. The transcript is spliced from 2 exons. NCBI's taxonomy places the organism in Eukaryota, Metazoa, Chordata, Actinopteri, Scombriformes, Scombridae.
UUCGUAAAGAACAUACAUGAGCAAGCAAUGUGCACUUUCCAGACUCAACUGCCAACUUGAACCCAAUUUGAUGUCAAAUGAAAAGAAAUUCACAAAUUCUACCAAUUUCUAUCUGUUUCUGAAAAAACACACACUGUAUUCUCUUCUAAGUUUGAUGACUAACAAUUAUCAUUUUAUAUAAGUGAUUAAUUUAUGUGUUAUAAGUCAUCCACUUGUCUCAUGACAUGCUCCAUUUAAAGGAUAGGAACACAAUUGUUUAAGUCUGUCCUAAAACAAUAUUUAAGUGUCAAAAUAAACACUGACACUUGUUGUUAUUGCUGUAAUCGUUUCUUCUGUUCAUACUGGCCAUUAGAAGAUCACUAAUGUCCUUUCAGUGUUAGUGAUGGGUGACAAAAUCCACAGCCCUCCUGCUGUAAAAAAAAUUUAAUCUAAACAUUUAUUGAAGCUAAUAUGAGACCAAUUUUCCUGACUUUUUUUUUUUUAACUAAAAAGAAUGUAACUGUAGAAGAUUCACAACUUACACGUUAUUUAUUUAUGACUAGAUGGCUGAAACCUCAUAUUAUUUUCAGAUACACUUUAAAAGAUAUAUUUACAAAACAAGGACUGCGGACAUCAUGUGCAUUGAAAGAACAUUUGGAGAUCUUCCAAUGUCCAGUAUUAACAGGAGGAAUGAUUACAGCGAGCAAAACCUGUGUCAAUGUUCAUAUGGGCACCAGAUGUUUUAAGACAGACUUGAAAAACUGGACCAGAUGUUUUUUUUCUCUCACUGAAAACAGCUGCUUCUCUGGCUGGAAAUGAUGCUGAUGACAGCUGUAAAAGUGAAUCAAAACAGCAAAGAUGGGGGUCUCAAAACCAGAACAAUGAAGUGAAAGACGCUAAAAUGAUAUGGAGAGUUGACUCGGAUGCAGAGUUGAGUGAUUUUGCUCCAGGAGUUCAUCAACAACACCUUUCACAUUACAUGUAGUCGUUUUUUACAUGUAAGUACUGAAAAGUGCAGCUAAAGUACUAACACUGAAUUUGGGGUUUUGUGAAGUAAUAGCUUCUUGAUGUGAGUGCAUUAGUUUAAGGGGAACACAACUGAACACAACAAAAUGCUGCUGCUACAAUGUAAAUCAGACCAAAUUUUUCUACAGGAGUGGUGGCUGGAGAAAAAAAACACACAGUAAAACAAUAUUUAGCAACUAUACUGCACACCAACUUUUGGAUAAUUUUAUAUACAACCCUUACUUUACUUUCAACUAUGUGCCAUUGAUUGAUUAAUCUCCACAUCAGCUUUAUUCUCCCAUUUUAUAUAAAAAAAAGUAUUUCCUUUAUACAGUUAAUCCUCUUCUUUGCUGCAGUUGGUGAGAACCACAUUAAAGCGUAUGAUCUGGUGUUAGCAGAGAUCUGAAGCUCUGUGAGUUGGAAAAACAAAAACAGCAGAAAAAAAGCAAGAUGCCGAGGAGGUGAAUGAAUGAGAAUGCGCACGUGAGCAAGGUCACUCGUGGCCAAUCGUGUCCUCGGGAUUUCCUCAGCUCUCUCGUCCUCGUGCCAGUGAGGAUAAAAACCACAUUUCACUCAAACUUUUAGUAUAUUUUCCACGGGGAGACUCUCACGAUGCUGCAGCUGUUGGCUUUCCUGGUGGAGAAGUUCUCUCUUCUCUCCAACUUUAAACUUUUUGAGUCCACUUGGACGGACGCAGAGGACAAGGAGCGCCCAGCGCAGCGAGCCCCCCCGCCGCCCCUCAAGCGAGGAGACCUGCUGGAGGUCCCCAGAAGCCUUUUCACCCACUACGGCAUUUAUUUAGGUGACAAUAAAGUCGCUCACCUGAUCCCAGACAUCCUCCCUGUGUUCACAAACGACAGGAAGCAGAUCAGUUGUGUCAUAACCAACAAGAGACUCAUCCUCGGCUGCAUGUACAGGUGCGCGUCAGUGCGCGUGGACACUUUGGAGGACUUUGCUUAUGGUGACAACAUAGUUGUUAACCAUAUGGAUAAAAUGAUGAAGAAGCCAGCAUUAAACAAUGAGCAUGUCGCCAAGAGAGCAGAGAAACUCAUCGGAGCAAUCCCGUACAGUCUGCUGUGGAAUAACUGCGAACACUUUGUGACAUCCUGCAGAUACGGAUGUGCAGCGAGUCGGCAAACAGAGAAGUUCUGCGAGUGCCUAAAAUCAAUCAUCAGAGACCAGCGCAGCGUCAUUGCUACAGGACUGCUUGGAACAAUCUCUAUUGUGUGUUUCGGCAUGGCACCUUUGACAACAUUACCCACAAUUCUUAUUCCCUUCACGCUGUGGAUGGCUGGUUAAAAAUGAGCUCAUCAAGACCUGCAAUCAAACAGAACUGCACUUUUAUUCAGUAAAGACUGACAGAAACAUCAGAGCAGCAUUUCGUCUGCACUCCAUGUCUACAAUGCCUUAUGAAAAUGCUUGGUACUUUCAUCUUAUUAUGUAAUGAAUGUUGUCUGUUUUGUCUCGUUAUAUGUAUGAAUAAUUUACUACAUGCCUUAUAUGUGUGUGCUCAUAAAACUGGAAGUAAAUAUGUUAAUUCUUUAUAAAUGAAUAUAGUUUUUGAUUCAUUUUCCCUAAUAUUCAUGCCUACCACAAAAGUGAAUAUACAAUGACAAAAUGACGAUAACUGACUAUUUCUUGUAUGUAAAGUUGAUGUUUUAUAGUAGCAUACUUAAUAUAAUGUUGUAAAUAUGACAAAUGUUUAAUAAA